AUGCGGCCUCGCCAGCUUUCGACAGGGACACCAAGGUUCACCCUACCAUUGAGGUCGCAGCCCCGCCUAUUGCCAUCGUUGGUUUCGAUGCGAUGUAUCAGUGAUGACACCAAGAACAAAGUGGCAUCGCCGACUCCCGACCUGAACAAAACCUCACCAGCAAACGAUGGGGGUCUCCCCUGGUACCUCAGAGACAACUCUGCCCUGGAACCCAAGGCGGCAAAGCCUAUUGAGCUUCCACCCCUUCCUGAAGGCGCUGCUAAAGUUGUCCCCGAAUUUCUCAACUUGAUGGCUCACGAUUACGGCAUGACCGAUUUAGUAUUGUUCGAUUUGAAAGAACUCGAUUCUGAGCACGCUAUGCAUCCUUCAAAUCAGUCUGAAUUGGAGUAUGUGGUUAUUGGCAGUGGCAAGCUGGAGAAACACAUUUACAAGGCCGCUCAAGAAUUGCGAUCCUACAUCAAGCAUACCCACGACGAGAUCCCCAAUAUUGAAGGGAUGGUCAGCUCCGCAAUUUCACCAAAACAGCGGCGUCGGAUGCUUCGAAGAGCGAGAAAGGGGCCCAUGGCUACCGACAACGAUUACGGGAAGCUGGCAAAUCUGUGGGUUGUGGCUACUAUAAAAUCGUUAGAGAUACACAUGUUGACUCCCCAGAGAAGAGAAGAAUUAUUACUUGAAGAGUUGUAUUGCACUGAGGAGGACAAACACAAAUACGUUCCUGAUUUUGCGAAGGAACCCAAAGCUCCCAGCGACGACAUUUUCUUUGGAAUUCGGAGAUAUCACACCGUCACAAGGUUUGCAAUGACGAGAUUUGCUCAAACCAGAAACAUGUCAACCGAAAGUCACCCUCAAGUGAAUUCCAACUUACAAACGACGUUCGAUCGCAUAGCCGCGACUUCGAAGUCAGACGUUUCACUGACACAAUUUGAACAUCUUGUCGAAGAAUUCGACGAUACUUUCAACAAUAUUUCGCCUCUGUCGGCCGACUUUAAUUUGAAGUUCCGUGCGUACCGCGAUGUCCACUUGGUGCGACCCACCCUCAUCCCAUACCAAAGCGUUGUGGAUGUUUUAUACCAAAAGCAUUCUCGUUUGGGAUGCACUGAGAACCCUGAACGCGAUCUCAUUAGACUUAUGCGCUUUGCAAUCGAUGCCAAUCCCGCUACUGAAGGCCGUGAGUUUGGCGAAUAUUUACUUGCCGAGACCUCGACUUUCAUUUCCCGUCUAUUCCGUUUUAGCGAGCCGAAUUUGGUUUUGACUAACUCUAUGAUGGUGUGGCUCCUUGUCCGUAUGUGCUACCAAGUGGUCAGCUACGACCCUGUGGUUGGCUCUACAAUCGAUGCGCUCAUCGAGCAAGCAAAUGAUGGACCCGAAGGCGUUAAGCAAAUAUUGGCCAAGAAAAUGUACACUCUGGGUGUUCCCGUUGCUACAAACCGUUUACGAGACAUCAUUGAGCUUAUCACAUACCAGUUACGGGAAGCUGGGAAAGUCAUGUCACCCGAACUCCGAGAAACCAUUCUCUUCAUUUAUGGGAACGGUAACGACUGGCGGAAGUUCUGGUCGUGGUGGCAAAACCAAUGCCACUUUUUGAGCGUAGACUCCGAACCGCAACGUAAGUGGAUUCGUCUUGUCAGUUACCUCGCCCUUCGCAACGUUGACUCGGUCCAAUUGACCUUCAUGCAUGAAUUGUGGAACGAUGGAACGCGCGAGCUGAUGAAAGUGGAAUGCCAGGGCAAAUUACUGGAACAGGAAAAAGCAGUGGUGGUCGCUGCCAUUGAAUUGAUGGCGGAAAACUUAGGGGGCUUUGAGAAUGUUGUGGCGGAAGCUAAAGAAUUGUAA
This is a messenger RNA of Diutina rugosa, 1833 nucleotides long. RefSeq lists its product as uncharacterized. NCBI's taxonomy places the organism in Eukaryota, Fungi, Ascomycota, Pichiomycetes, Serinales, Debaryomycetaceae. The record is from RefSeq and is a predicted model, not a curated record. Gene Ontology annotation, biological process: mitochondrial gene expression; mitochondrial proton-transporting ATP synthase complex assembly; mRNA stabilization. Gene Ontology annotation, cellular component: mitochondrion. The transcript has a single exon. The coding region runs from base 1 to 1833 and encodes 610 amino acids.